UUUUCAAAAGGUGCAUUUAAAACCUCCUGGUCCACUAAAUCAGUGUGUUAUUCUGCAGUGUAUUGUGAUAUCGCAGGUUGAGAAGAUGAACGCUCGAGUGUGUUGCUCGUUGAUCGCUGUCUUGUUGUGUCUCUCUGUGUGCUUGAGCACAAAAGAUGCCCAAAAAUGUGCCAUAGAAAAGCCAGGAUCAUGUCCAAAACCUGUUGGAGCCGGACUGUGUGUUGAGAAGUGUUCUGGUGACUGUAGCUGUCCAAACAAUCAGAAAUGCUGCAGCAAUGGAUGUGGACAUCAGUGUAUGGCUCCAUAUAGAGCAGUAAAGCCAGGAUCGUGUCCAAAACCCACUGGAGCCGGACUGUGUGUUGAGCAGUGUUCUGGUGACGGUAGCUGUCCCAACAACCAGAAAUGCUGCAGCAAUGGAUGUGGACAUCAGUGUAUGGCUCCAUGUACUGGUGCUGGACCAGCAAAGCCAGGAGUGUGUCCUAGAAACAAUGUUAAAAAACCGAUGGUAGGAGUGUGUGCCGAGAUGUGUUCCCAUGACGAUGACUGUCCGAAGGAUCAGAAAUGCUGCAGCAGUGGAUGUGGCCGACAGUGUAUGGCUCCUUAUAAAGAAAAGCCAGGAGUGUGUCCAGUGUCUUUUGCUGGAGUAAAAGGACGGUGUGCAGAAGAGUUGUGUGUCAGUGACUUUAACUGUCCAGGAAAUCAGAAGUGCUGCAGCUCUAUAUGUGGAGGACGUAUGUGUACACCUGCAUCUUAAGACAGAAGUGUCCCAGACACCGGUGGACAUGCAGAGAACAUGACAAUUUAACCAUUGGAAAAAGCCACCCCCAAUGUUGUACUUGAGGUCUUUUUGUCUUCCUCAAAUAAAUCUGUUUAAAGGUC
Messenger RNA from Carassius auratus (goldfish), 879 nucleotides. RefSeq names its product perlwapin. Lineage: Eukaryota; Metazoa; Chordata; Actinopteri; Cypriniformes; Cyprinidae. Gene Ontology annotation, biological process: antibacterial humoral response; innate immune response. Bases 86 to 754 code for a protein of 222 amino acids. Gene Ontology annotation, molecular function: serine-type endopeptidase inhibitor activity. The record is from RefSeq and is a predicted model, not a curated record. Gene Ontology annotation, cellular component: extracellular region. The transcript has 6 exons.